UGGAAACGAUCGAAAAUCGCUACGUGUGGCCACCUUAAGGCACAUUGUGGGGCUUCCUAUCCUUUCAAUCAAUUCAGGCAGCAUUCAUUUAGGCACAAAAGUUGAACUGACUAUGCACUAUGCUACCAUGUGUGUACUAUGCAACUAGAAUAAAGUAACUGCCAGUAGCGCUUCCCAUAUGUGUGAGUUACAAGGAGUAGAAGCAGCAGGCAGAGUAGGAUGUGCAGCUAUUAUAGGAUGUGCUACUAUUAUAGGAGGGGGGAGGACAGCACGGCAGGGCAUGUGGGAUUUCUCUUUCUGGCUAAUUAUCUCCCAUCCGUACGAGCCCUUCUCUGAAGCCCCCAGGCGAGCAGUGCGACUGGAGAUAAGGAGGAGGCCGGUCAUACAGAGCCCAGGGGUGGGGGAAGCCAAGGCAGCGCGGAUGAGCAGCAGCAGGAGGCAGCCGUGCCUGGGGAGGGAAGCCUGAGGCUGCACGGAGACACGGAAGCGGCUUCCACCGGGACGUACCAAGUGCACUCACUGCCCCACAGGAGCACUUACACCGGGACGUACCAAGUGCACUCACUGCCCCACAGGAGAACUUACAACGGGACGUACCAAGUACACUCACUGCCCCACAGGAGAACUUACACCGGGACGUACCAAGUACACUCACUGCCCCACAGGACCGGUCACACUGCCCAGCUGCCUACUAAAUGCCCGCUUUAGAGAGCCCCGAUGCUUCUUACAAAGAGAGAAGAGAAUGGCCUGGCAGGGAGCACGCUUGAUCCACAACAGCCAAAAUUGGCAGCAACCCUUAGUAGCACAGAAUUGCUUGAGACAGGAGCUGAUGCAGCGUGGGGCUGGGCAUCCCUAGACCAGCCCAUAAGGUUUCUACUGGAUUAUACCCUAAAAAUGAUCUAUUGGCACUUUGUUUUGUGAGUAACCUGCUGUGUGGCCACCAAGGCCAUGUCUUCUGUUGAACAAGCAAACUUGGACAUUGCUGACUGGCUAUGUGCAAUCCAUCUUGAGAGAUACCAGGACAGUUUCAAGCGACAUGGUUAUAAAAAGGUGAGAGAUAUUCUCACACUUGAUAAUAAAGAGCUUCAGCAAAUUGGCAUUGCUGCCACAGGCCACAGGAAAAGAAUUAUGAGUCGCUUGAGACACCCUUCUGGAGAAGCCUGGCCACAGUCUAAUGCAGGUAGCUUGGAGAGGGCAGAGUCUCAGGAGAUUUUCUUUAGAGAUGAUAAAGAUGAUGAAAUGGUUCAAAGAAACAUAGAAAAAAGGAUUAUGGAAGAAAUUGCUAAUCGGGACAAUACAGAAAAUGCCAAUGAAAAAAAGACUAGUUGUGAACCUACUGUAAAACCAGUUCCGAAACCUAGAACAGUGUUUAAUAAGAUUACAACUGCAAUACACAAACCUCAUCUUAUAUCUCCAUAUACAAUAUCGCCAGCUACAUCAUCUACUUAUCUAGAAAACCAUACAAAUGCUGCUGGAAACAUUUUUCAACAGGAAGCUUUUGUUUUCAGAGGAAGCAGCUUGGAUUUAGAGGAAUAUAACUCAUUAACAGGGCAGCAGCCAGAAAGGGUGGACCUGGAGGUUGGGACUCAGAAGUAUUCAUCCGCUGGGGCUGGAAAACCUUUUCAUCCCUUUCCAUCCCUCCCUGUGCGACAGAACAAAAGGGCUUCUCUGCCUGGCUCCUUAGACCACAGAAUCUUUGUACAGAUGGAAGCUGAUACGACUCCAUGUUCUGCUCUAUCAGCUUUGCCUUCCUUUGCUGGAAACGAAGAGGAAGUCACCUCUUUCUCAACCAGCCCUCUUUCUCCCCAGGAAACGCUAACAAUGAUAUCCAAUGAAAUCUAUUCUGGGUUUGAUCGGAGAGCUGCUACUGUCAAUUGGACUCCAGACAUUGACACAUCAAGGAACAAUCUAAGUUUAAAACCUCCUGACAUUAAAAAGCAUGAAGCUACUUCAGCACCAGAAAGAUUAAGCUGUUCGGGGGUUUCAGAACUAGAAUUGCCUGUUGUUCCUGAGAGACCCAGCUCUACAAUAGAAGAAAUUAAUCCCUACUGUGAGGCAGUCUUCAAUCGGAACCCUCAAGCACAGGAUCCAAAGGAUGGCAAAAACACCAAAUUCCGCACAUGUACCGCCACCAUGCCUAUGUUUACACCGGGGGAGGAGAAGGGCCAAGCCAGGAAUUCCAGUGAUGCAGUCAUUGAUAGAAAGGGUGAGGGAGAAGAAGGAAAGACGCACAGAAUCAAUCAAAUAGCCCAAAAUGACCAGGAAGGCUACUCAACUGUCGAUGCACCUCCAGCCAACAACAGGUUCAGCCUUCCUUCUGACUUGUACAAGGAUGAGAUCUUAGAUGACCUGACUAUCUCGCCAUAUGCCAGCUUUACGUCUCUGUCAGAACGUUCCCGGCCAGUGCUGAGUACAUGGCUGGACAAACUUUCGCCUCAAGGUAAUUAUGUCUUUCAGAGACGAUAUGUAAAGUUUGAUGGACAGAAUCUCAUGUAUUUCAGCAAUGACAAGGAGCUGUACCCAAAAGGAGUCAUCCCUCUCUCCUCCAUCGAAAUGGCUCGCUCAACCAAAGAAAAUAAAUUUGAAGUUGUCACAAAACACAGGACGUUUGUGUUCAGAGCAGAGAAUGAAGUACAAAGGAACGAGUGGUGUGCCACGAUCCAGAAUAGGGUUAAAGAACAUCGAAUGGUCUUCCCACGUCUGCGCCUUGGCUGCAGCUCAUCAUGUCAGAGAUCCGGCUACCUGGAGCUAAAAGGCUAUAAAUCCAAGAUCUUUGCUGUUCUUACAACAGAUGAAUUGUGGAUUCACAAAAAUGAGCAGCUUUUCAAAAUGGGGAUAGGAAUGUUUGUGAUUGGAAUGCAUGGCUGCACCAUAAGAGACGUACGGAACAAGAACUUUGAACUUGUCACCAUGCAAAAAAUCUUCAGUUUCACUGCAGAAUCUGAGAGGGAGAAGAAAGAGUGGAUGGAGGCCCUGCUAGAGUGCAUCUCAGAGUCGCUGUCUGACUAUGAAGUAGCUGAAAAGAUCUGGUCCAAUAAAUCGAAUAAGAUAUGUGCAGACUGCAGAGCUUCUAACCCAGACUGGGCUUCUAUUAACCUGUGUGUUGUGAUAUGUAAACAGUGUGCAGGUGUGCACAGAAGUCUUGGUACCAAUAUUUCCAAAGUGCAAAGUCUGAAACUAGACACUAGCAUCUGGAGCAAUGAAAUUGUGCAGCUUUUCAUCAUCUUGGGAAAUGACAAAGCAAACCGCUUCUGGGCAGCAAAACUUCUACCCUCAGAGAUGCUACAUACUGAUGAUCCUGUGGAAAGAAGAAGGAACUUUAUCACGCAGAAAUACCGGGAAGGCAAAUACAGAGGGUUUCACCCUCAGCUAAACACACAGGAGGAGAUACUUAAGGUGCUCUGUGCAGCCGUCGCUGGACCCAAUUUGCUGAAUUCUGUAAUGCAGUUAUUCUCAGACGCAGAAUGUGUCGCUGAUGCAGUGGGACAGGACAAUGCCAUGCUGGUUGUACAGUCCUCCGACACCUGGAGAGCAAGCACCAACAGUAUAAAUGCUGAUAGUCUAGGUUUCGAUGAAGCCAACCAAGCUAGAGUGUACGAUGAGAUCCUCCAGCCCGUGGUGCACUCUGGGUACCUAAACAAAACAGCUGCAUUGACCAAACUUUUCACAGCAAGGAAAUCUAAAGAUGAAUUCCACAAACACUGGUGCGUUCUGGAAAGAUCCCUCACAUUCUAUGAUAGCGACAAGGCCUCUGAACCCCUUGGAAAGAUUGACCCGUCAGAAGUGGUGUGUAUGGGAGUGACCAGGCAGGACGUGUUGUGCAGCCCAUCUCCAGUGGAAAGGUUUCGCUACAUGUUUGAGAUAUACUUAGCUACAGAGAAAGUUCACCAGUUUGGGACUGAUGCAGCUGAAACACUUCAGACUUGGACAAGUGCAAUUGGAAAGUGGUUCACUCCAGUGAGCUGUCACUGUUUGGUGGCUCAUGAAUUUCAGCGAGUGGGGAGAAUGCGUUACAAGGCGAUGCUGAACCCAGAUCACUGGAUGGAAGGCUUUUUCCUGCUGAAAAAAUGCCAUCUUUUUAUCUGUCCUGGAGAUCAGAAUGCAGCAGAAGACAGUGUCAAUCUACGCCAGCUUCAAGAACUCACUGUAUCACUAGGAUCAGAAAACACAGAGAAGAAAGAUAUGCUGAUUCUUGUCGAGAAAGGGCGGACUCUUUACCUUCAGGGGGUUACAAAGGCAGAUUUCCUUGCCUGGAGCACUGAUAUUCAAGCUGCAGCAUGUAGCAGUGGCAAUGUUCUACGGGAGCAACAGCUUAGCAGGAAUGACAUUCCGAUCAUCGUAGAUAGCUGCAUCGCUUUUCUAACCCAAUAUGGUCUGCGGCACGAGGGGAUCUACCGUAAAAAUGGGGCCAAAUCGCGAAUAAAACUGCUCAUGGAUGAGUUCCGCAAGGAUGCGCGCAAUGUCAAGCUCCGCAUCAGUGAUAACUUUAUCGAGGAUGUAACCGAUGUGCUAAAAAGGUUUUUUAGGGAACUUGAUGACCCAAUAUUUACUACAGAGCUUCAUCCACAAUGGAAAGAGGCUGCAGACAACCCAGAAAAAUCAAAACGACUGGAAAAAUAUAUGGAGCUAAUUAACCACCUUCCAAGAGUUAACAGAGCUACACUGGCUGCUCUUAUUGGUCACCUUUACCGGGUUCAAAAAUGUGCUGAUCUCAACCAAAUGUGCACAAAAAAUCUUGCACUCUUGUUUGCCCCAAGUCUGUUUCAGACAGAUGGGAAAGGGGAACACGAGGUGAAGGUUAUGGAGGAUAUUAUAGAUAACUACGCUUCUGUAUUUGAAAUCGAUGAAGAGCAGGUUACACAAAUGGAUUUGGAAAACAGCCUGAUUACAACCUGGAAAGAUGUUCAGCUAUCACAGGCUGGGGAUCUAAUUAUUGAGGUUUACUUGGAAAAGAAAUUGCCAGACUGCUGCGUCACUUUAAAGGUUUCUCCAGUAAUGACAGCAGAAGAACUGACCAAUCAGGUUCUGGAUAUGAGAAACAUAUCAGCGAGCAUGGAUGUUUGGCUUACAUUUGAAGUGUUUGAAAAUGGAGAACUUGAGCGCCCUUUGCACCCAAAAGAGAAAGUCUUGGAGCAAGCUCUGCAGUGGUGCAAGUUGGCCGAGCCGAGUUCCGCUUUUCUGCUUGUAAAGAAAAUCCCAAUUGGUGAAGGAAGUUGUCUAUUUACAGGCACAAAGAGAGAGACUCCAAAAUGUGGGCUAUUGAAAUGCAGAGAGGAAACGCCUAAGCUUCUAGGAAGCAAAUUUCAAGAGAGAUAUUUUGUCAUCAGAGAUCGCAAGCUUCUGCUGCUUAAAGAGAAAAAGAGUGCAAAGCCAGAAAGGGAGUGGCCCCUUGAUACAGCCAAAGUUUACAUGGGCAUUAGGAAAAAGAUGAAGGCUCCAUCCCAAUGGGGUUUUACCAUCUACUUGGAUAAACAGCAGCUGUGCCUGUGUUGUUCAGGUCAACCAGAAAUGUGGGACUGGAUAACCAGUAUUCUGAAGGCUCAGCAUGACGAUCUCCGACCGGUGAUUUUAAGGCGCCACUCAUCCUCCGAUGUGACUAAACAAAAGUUUGGCACAAUGCCAUUGGUUCCAAUCCGUGGAGAUGACACCAAUUCUACUAUGGUUACAGCAAAUCAGACACUGCGCCGACUUCAUACAAGAAGGACCCUAUCAAUGUUCUUUCCAAUGAAAAUGCAUCAAGAUUCACUUGAGGAACUGCAGGAAAAACAAAGUGAAGAAUAUGAUGAGGCUGUAUAUGAGGAAGUGGGAAAUUUUCAGAGUCUACCACAGUCAGAGUUAGACUUUGCAUCAGAAAAACAACUUGUUCCUCCACCUUUGGAUCGAACCAAAAAACCUGCUCUCACGCAGGAUCUAAAAAAACUAACAGUUCCCGCAACUUUAGACCAAAGAAAGAGCUGUUCCCCAGAAAGGCCAGAAAGGGACAGCUACAGAAAAUCUCACUCUCUAGACAGAAAUGUGUGUGUGGACAGUUCUGUGACAGGCCUUAGUGAAAAUUUUAAACCUUCAAGGACAGAAAGAGGCAUUACUUCUAGCCUUCUAAAAACUGGCUCUCUUGAACGAACAGUGGAAACAAGUCGUCUACAGGCAGUGGCUACAAGAAGCCAGGGGGCAAAGAGCACAUUGGACUUAAGUUCUCUGCCUCCGUUGUUUUUUGAGCCAGUUCCUCCAUCAGACACAGCAAAGAAUCCAGCGUGGAAGAAAAAUUCAGGAGUUCCCAACCAAAUACAAGAUAAACUUGUCCAGGAACUCAGUGCUAUCAUUCUUAAGAAAAAUGAUGCCGCAUCAACAGGGCAACAAGUCACGUGAUGUAGUUAACACAUUUCUUUUUCAAGUACUGUUCGCCCUUAGCAAGAGAACAUUAGGCAAAUUGUACUGUGGGAACCUGAGAAAUGGACCAAGAAUUGCAGCUUGUCCAAACUCUAGCUGCUCUCACACAUACAGCUUGUAUAUAGAUGUGUUCUUUGUUUUAAAUAUAUUUAUCGGUCUAUGCCUUUUAAGUUAUAUUUUAUAUAAGGUGAAGGAGCUUUUAAAGUUUCCUGUAUGACCCAAAAGUAAGCAUUACAACACAUUUGUGAACAUUUUCUCAAUCAGUUUGGGUGGUGAAAUAAAUAGUGAAUGCAUCCUAAA
Molecule: messenger RNA, 6687 nt
Organism: Xenopus tropicalis (tropical clawed frog)
Lineage: Eukaryota; Metazoa; Chordata; Amphibia; Anura; Pipidae
Gene: arap3
Product: ArfGAP with RhoGAP domain, ankyrin repeat and PH domain 3
Exons: 35
Coding region: 949-6366 (1805 amino acids)
Biological process (GO): signal transduction
Cellular component (GO): cytoplasm
Molecular function (GO): GTPase activator activity; phosphatidylinositol-3,4,5-trisphosphate binding
Source: RefSeq, a predicted model, not a curated record